This is a messenger RNA of Bactrocera tryoni, 947 nucleotides long. It is a transcript of the gene RpS2, whose product is annotated as 40S ribosomal protein S2. The transcript is spliced from 2 exons. The record is from RefSeq and is a predicted model, not a curated record. Bases 73 to 891 code for a protein of 272 amino acids. Gene Ontology annotation, cellular component: ribosome; cytosolic small ribosomal subunit. Gene Ontology annotation, molecular function: structural constituent of ribosome; RNA binding. Gene Ontology annotation, biological process: translation. NCBI's taxonomy places the organism in Eukaryota, Metazoa, Arthropoda, Insecta, Diptera, Tephritidae.
GAAAAAGCGAAAUCCGUUGACUCGUUCAUUCGGUUUUUUCCCUUCACCGAUAUUACUUGAUUUAACUACAGAAUGGCGGACGCAGCUCCAGCCCGUGGUGGUUUCCGUGGAGGAUUUGGUUCUCGUGGUGGCCGUGGAGGUCGUGGACGUGGUCGCGGUCGUGGCCGUGGACGUGGUCGUGGAGGCAAGGAGGACUCUAAGGAAUGGGUUCCAGUUACCAAAUUGGGUCGCUUAGUGCGUGAUGGAAAAAUCCAUUCAUUGGAGGAAAUCUAUCUUUACUCUUUGCCAAUUAAAGAGUUCGAAAUCAUCGAUUUCUUUGUCGGCACAGCUCUUCGUGAUGAGGUAUUGAAAAUCAUGCCUGUCCAGAAACAAACCCGUGCCGGUCAACGUACACGUUUCAAGGCUUUUGUUGCUAUCGGUGACAACAAUGGACACAUUGGUCUUGGUGUUAAGUGCAGCAAGGAAGUAGCUACCGCUAUUCGUGGUGCUAUCAUCUUGGCUAAAUUAUCGGUUGUACCCGUCCGUCGUGGUUAUUGGGGUAACAAGAUCGGUAAGCCCCACACCGUGCCAUGCAAGGUUACUGGCAAGUGUGGUUCCGUAUCAGUACGUUUGAUCCCAGCUCCUCGUGGUACUGGUAUUGUCUCGGCUCCAGUCCCUAAGAAACUUUUGACUAUGGCUGGUAUUGAGGAUUGUUAUACCUCGGCUCGUGGUUCAACUGGUACCUUGGGUAACUUUGCCAAGGCCACCUACGCUGCCAUCGCCAAGACUUACGCAUACUUGACUCCCGAUUUGUGGAAGGAAAUGCCUUUGGGUGCUACUCCAUACCAGGAAUUCGCUGACUUCUUGGCUGAGAAGCCUGGAAGUGCUCCUCGCCACCAAGUCGAAGCUUAAUUAAAUGCUAAUGAAGUUCUAACUAAGAACCAAUAAAUAAAUACAAAAAAUCAAAA